CCUAUAAGAGUUCUAUUCCUCUAAUAACCAACAAUUCGAUUUUUUUUAUUAAUUAAAGUAUUACCCGUUAUAUAUUUUAUUUAAUUUUUACUUAAAGUUACAUUUAACGUACCUACGUUAGCCACUAUAAGCAGUUGUUCCUAACCGGCCUCUCUUUUUAGUCUGUUGAAGAUAAUAAGAACUUGUAGCUUGUCAUGUAACUGAGAAACCUCAUUGUGAUAGGUCCUAUGUCCUGAAGACUUUCCCAUGUCAGAAAACUUAGUUACAGCCUUCUGACCCAUCAGAUUUGAGAAUUGAAAAGUGCUAUGCUCUGUUUAGGUGUUGUAACAGGUUGAGUGUUUUAAGGGGAGGGUAAUGAGGACAGGAGAGGAUGGCAGCUAACAAAAACAUUGAAAUGGUUUCACUUUACGUUCACCUCCAUAGUAGAUCAGGAGGCUUUCAGAGAAAUCUCGAUCUAGAAAUGACUGUAUCACCGAUGUAAGAGACGAAUAAUCCUGUUUAUCAGACUGAUUGAUUGUUAAAAACUUUUUGAAAAUUUCCAAUUUCCAAUUAAUCCAAUUAAUUUCAUAUCUGCACUCCAGGUGCAGUGUAAUAUGCCAUUUAAAAUCAUCCUUUUGAAAAUGUGACCUUUAAAGCAGUACGCCAAAAACUGAUAUGAGCUGUGCAGUUACCAUGCUGUUUAUUUUUCAUACAGUGUGAGUCACUAUUAUUGUGCUUCUGCCUCUUGCUCCAUCAUUUAUCAGUGCCAGAGUCUGUUGCUUAGCAACAAGAGAGUCAAGCCACAUCACCAAAUGUUACGUUUGAAAGUGGUCCAGCACAUGCUCGGCUAUUUCUGACCCACGCUGAGAAGGAUGACGGAGAGACGAGAGAGGAUGAUUAAUACGGGGCUGUGAUGCUGAUGAUGAUGAUAUGGAGACAGUGUUGCUAAGGGCAAAGAAAAGAUGGUUGAAAGGAAAAGGAAAUUUGGAGCACAACCUCUUGAGAAAAGGCAAAUAAACCCAGGCAGUCUCUGAGGUAGGAGGUUUUACGAUGGGAAAGUAAGACGGAUGGAGAGAAUGGAAACCGUUUGGACAAGAACAGAGAGUGGAUGGAGGAGGGAGAGGUAAUGCUACUGCCCAAUCAGGAGCAGAUGCCUCAUCGGCUGCAUCCAAUGGCAUCAGAGCUGGCUGCUUCAGUGCAGGGAAGCAGCUCUGCUGCUGUUAUUAAUGAAUGGAGCAUCUCUCUGCUAACAUCACACCACUCCUCAUCUCUCUCUCUCUCUCUCUCUCUCUCUAUCUGACAGUCACUCACUUCUCUCCAUCUUUGCAGAGGUGAAAACAACCUCAGAGGCUUCUCUACCUUUGGUACCGAGCAAAUAAUCAACACCUCUGACGCAAAAUGAAGCAGCAGCAGGAGGACGAGAGUGCUGAUGGCACUCCAUCCUGUACAGCUCCACCAUCUUCUUCUUCCUCAUCUGCCCUGGUUCCACCGCCAACCCGGAGAUCCAUCUCUAUGGGUGACUUCCGUCGCGCCCAGCCUGGUUCUGAGACGCCGUCUGCCCCCGCCACAGCACCGUCCUCCAAACUGGUGACCCCAAGCUCAAGCAUGGAGUUUGAGGCGGCUCGACGCCGCCUGCUGGAAGUCGAGGAACGGCGGCGUGUCAUCCAGGAAAUGGAGCGCCGCUUGGAAGAGCUGCGUGAGAUGUUCGUUCGCUCGGAACGUGAAGCGGCUGAGCACGGUGAGCUGGUUGCGCGAGUGGCGGCCACUGCUCAGCAGAGUGAACUUUACGUUUCCGAAAACUCUAAGCGGCUGAAGAAGGGGCUGCGCUUCAAACGGUAUCGGCCCACCAUCAUCUUCUCGUCCAUGCUGGGUCUCAGGACGUGUCUGCCAUGGCCCGUCAAACUCAAAUAGCAGCGGAUGAGAAGAACUUUCUCUCGGGUCUCAUAUAAGGGAAAUUAUUUCCGAAAGCCCUAAACAUUUUUUUAAGUUUUGUUCUUCACGUGAUAUCUGUUCUGAGGACAGAGAUGAGAACACUCAUGAGUCCUGCUGCUUUUAUGUGAGACUUGUGUAAUCUUCGCUGCCGUGUGAGACACCACACUACUGCUCAGAGAUCUUGUGUACUGUAUGUAUGGGAGAUGCUUCACUCUCUUUGUGUUGUGGAUGUGUGAAGAUAGCAGACUGUGUGUGUGUUGUUUUUUUUUUAAGUACGUCUUUGAUCUUGAACAGAGAGAGAGACUCAGAGGUGCUGUGAAACUUCACAUUAUGUGACAUUAAGAGACGGAGAGCUCUCAAAACUCUCUUUUUCUAUGAGAAACAAUUUGCCUACAGCCUCGAAUGGUGUAGGGUUGACGUCAGACCUGCGUCUUCAAGUCACAUAUUGCAUUAUUUGUGGCGGUUAUUAUGGAUGUAAAGUCCUCGAAUGGUGUAGAGUUGAUGUUAGACCUGCGUUUGUGGUGGUUGUUAUGGAUGCUGCUCUUCUCUCUUGGGUUCAGAGCUUGGUCACAGGGGAAUGAGCUAUCGUCACCUCACUCGUGGCCUCCUGUUAAGUCUCUGCUGGCGAGAAACUCUUCUACUUUCUGUUUGCUUCAGAAUGUAUGGUAAUACCAACAGAACCUCUAGAUUAACAUCGACUAAUAGUCUUUCAUGUUGCUGCUUUAUCUUAGGCUGGGUUUCUAGAAGGUUCUACUUUUAGUUAAUGACACAAGGACCUAUGUAAAGUUCAUAUAUCAUGUGGUGGUGUUUUUUUUUUUUUUUUUUUUUUUUUAAUGUCCGUAAGGGCAUGUUUAGUAUUUAAACGUUCAGGUAUAAGAUGAAAACACAGGUGCAAAAGAUCAUAACCGAUGUGGUGGUUUCCGGGUGCAUUUUUGGGUGUACGUAUACGUCGGCCGGUUCAACAGGGUCGAUAUGAAGUCACUCUAAGCACCAACGCUGCAUUUCUAACUCUAUCUGUUGUCUUCUGAGCAUUGUCUUUCAUUAUGAUCAACAUCAGAAAGUUGUUAGAGCCCAGUCCUGUACAUGGUCAGAAUGUGAUCUCUUUCUGUCUGUGUGCACAUUUUUCCUUGUGUACUUGUGAGGCGAAAAAAAAACUGUUUAUGAGGCUCAAGAGAAAGUCACCAGGGAUUUCUAUUCUUGGCAAGUGCAGGUUAGGAUAGGAAGAUUCUGUGUGUGUGUGUGUGUGUGAGAGAGAGAGAGAGAGAGAGAGAGCGCGAGUGUGUGUGUGUGUGUGUGUGAGUGAGUGUGUGUGUGUGUGUGUGAGAGAGAGAGAGAGAGAGAGUUUGUUUAUUGGAGUUGGAUUUAUGAGGUCUUUACAUUUUGAGAUGAUCUAUACUCCUCCAUGAGAGUCUCAUUUGUGUACUUUGAUUAGUAAAAACGCUUAAUAUUAAGCACGAACGCACAAUUUCGUUAGAGAUGCAAGAAUUUUAUUUUGCACUCGAUGGAGAAAAGAUGUAAACCAUUCAUUUGACUGUAGUUUUUAUCCAGAAGGAUGCUCCGAGUGUAUUUUUUCCCCCUCACGUUUGCAUGAACUGGGUUAGUACACACAAGAACAUUACGAAGUAUUCCGUUUUCGGGAUUGUGAAAGUAUUUAAAUUAAAAUAACGUUAUAUCGUUAUAAGAACACUAGCAUUAUAAGCAAGUCGGGAAGCAGCGAGCAGCUGACAGGAUUUCCAGAACCUUCGGCUUCAAACUCGCGCAACGUAGGGCACGCGCGCACCCUUGACCCCGCCUCCGCUGUCUCUGCGCUGUCACGCAUGCGCAGUGCCGAGCCCGCGUUGCUGCAGCGCUGAACCUACGUCACUCGGGUUGAUUGUUGAAGUGCUGAGGCUCAGCGCCAUGUUGGAUUUUAGAUCAAUUAUACUCAAAUACUGGUGGUUUUAGACACGUUAGAUGUAUUAUACGUACAGUAAAACACCAUUACAUCCAAUUAAUUAUAUCCACAUAUACUUUUUAAAAUAUUACUCCAUUUUAACAAACACACAAACUGUUUGAAUACUGCUUAAUCACAAAUAUUAAUAACAAUACUCAUUUGGCACUGGACAUGAUUUUGGACUUGGACAGCUGUGUAUGGAAUUUAUAAGGGCUUUUCUCCCCAUCGUUGUGCUCAGCGCUUUAAAGCCCUUUCUACAGUAUGUUUGCUCAACUUUCUCAUACUGGUUAAUUUUUCAACAAAGGGCUACUUAUCACCUGAAAAAAUAUUAAUGCCAACAUUUCCCCAGUUAUGUGCAAGUAUAUGAUAAAAUAGGUUAAUAAUCCACUUCCUGCUACUCCAUAAUUGUAACAAAACAUGAAUCUCCAUCAUUUGUAGAGGUUUAAAAUAUGUACUGUACACAUCUCUGUAAUAUACACUAUAUGGCCAAAGGUUUGUAGACACCUGACUAUCACACCCACAUGUGGGCCUUCCCACAUAUCUUGGAAGCACACAGUUGUCUAGGUGUCUUUGUGUACUGUAGUAUUACAAUUUCCCUUCACUGGAACUAAGAGGCCCAAACUUGUUCCAGCAUGACAAUACCCGUGUGAGGUCCAUGAAGACAUGGCUUGCCAUGUUUGGAGUGGAAGUCCUGCACAGAGCCCUGACCUCAACCCAACUGAACACCUUUGGGAUGAACUGGAACACCGACUGAACCCCAGACCUCCUCACCCAACAUCACUGCCUGAUCUCUCUAAUGCUCUUGUGGCUAAAUGGGCAAAUCCCAACAGCCAUGCUCCAAAAUCUAGUGGAAAGCCUUCCCAGAAGAGUGGAGGUCAUUAUAACAGCAAA
Messenger RNA from Ictalurus furcatus (blue catfish), 4735 nucleotides. RefSeq names its product TMF-regulated nuclear protein 1-like. Bases 1378 to 1890 code for a protein of 170 amino acids. The transcript has a single exon. Gene Ontology annotation, molecular function: DNA binding. The record is from RefSeq and is a predicted model, not a curated record. NCBI's taxonomy places the organism in Eukaryota, Metazoa, Chordata, Actinopteri, Siluriformes, Ictaluridae. Gene Ontology annotation, biological process: regulation of cell population proliferation. Gene Ontology annotation, cellular component: nucleus.